AAGUCAGUAACAAAAUAUUUUUGCCAGUGUCUACUGAUAAUGCGAACAAAAUAUAGGCAUGUAUGUAUUUUAAUUGAAUUAGCUUAAGAAGUUAGUUCCUCUUCAACCGUCCACAGAAAUAUACGUUAUUUUUAUUUAAAACAUGCUAACCAUAAAAUUCGCGUUUUGUUUAAUACUAAUGUGCUGUUUUGCUGAGACGAAGCCGCAACCUGCUACAGUUAACGGUCCUCCAAGUGUGACAGGAAAAUGUGAUCUUGAGAGUAAUUGUAAGAUAAAUGAAACUACUAUACCGUUAUGUCGUUAUGAUGACGGUGCUGGUUGCAUACGGAAAUAUGCAUCGAAAUGCCAUUUGGAGAUAGCAGAGUGUAUGGCUGGCACAAAAUACACAGAUUACAGCAACGAUUAUUGCUCAAUGGACACUUACCUAUGUGAGGAGGGCUAUGAACGUUGGACGAUAUUCUUUGGAUAUGAAAAAGCUUAAUUUGGAAAUUGUCAAACCAGUGAUAAGAGAAAAACACCCAUUAAUUAUGUUGACUGGCAUAUGUACGCAUAAAAUAUACAAAAGUAUGUACAUAAUUAUGUACAUAUGAAUUAAUAAACGGGCGUUCUUGACAUAUUUAUCUUGAACGUCGAUGAAAGUUG
This is a messenger RNA of Bactrocera latifrons, 642 nucleotides long. RefSeq lists its product as uncharacterized. Lineage: Eukaryota; Metazoa; Arthropoda; Insecta; Diptera; Tephritidae. The record is from RefSeq and is a predicted model, not a curated record. The transcript is spliced from 3 exons. Bases 143 to 481 code for a protein of 112 amino acids.